GUCAGUAAAGGAUGUUUAGGGUGAGGAGACUCUUUGCUCAGCUUCAUUCUACAGGAAGACAGGCAGCUGGAUACUGUAUCUCACCUGUUAACAUGAGUGCAGACACCAUCACAUCUGAUGAACUGAAAAAGCUAAACGCCCAAGGAACAGCGCAGAUAUUUGAUGUAAGAACACCAGAGGAGGUCCAAAAUGGGAAAAUCUCAAAUGCCAUAAAUAUUCCCAUCACUGAGUUUGAAGAUGCUUUUAAGAUGGACCCUGAGACAUUUGCCAAGAUCUUCAAGGUUGACAAACCCAAGCUGGAUGAUAACAUUGUUGUUCAUUGUCAGUUAGGAAGGCGUGGAGCUCGGGCCGCAGACAUUGCUUCUUCUUUGGGAUACAAACAUGUUCAAAACCUCGUUGGUGGAUACAAGGAAUGGUCUGAGAAAGAAGGAAAAUUAUCUACGGAUGUUUGCCAUUUCGAACAUGGUCUUCCCAAUUCGAACUGAUCUCUUAUCCUUGAAGGAUUAUUGAUGAUCUGUUUCCUGGUAUAACCUCUGGAUUCAGAACCCAUAUGCUGCUCCUUUUUUAACCUGUAUGCUGCUCGUCUCAUGUUUCUUUUAACCAAAGGCAAUGUUUCUUUCACGGUUUAUAUUCUUAUGUUUUAUUUUAAUCUAUGUGAUAAACAUUAAAAUAAACCAUGAGGAACCUUGUAAAAAAAAUAUUUCAUAAACAUUAAAUAAUAUAAAAAAC
Molecule: messenger RNA, 729 nt
Organism: Pelobates fuscus (common spadefoot toad)
Lineage: Eukaryota; Metazoa; Chordata; Amphibia; Anura; Pelobatidae
Product: thiosulfate:glutathione sulfurtransferase-like
Exons: 4
Coding region: 12-485 (157 amino acids)
Source: RefSeq, a predicted model, not a curated record